Closterium sp. NIES-67 is the source of this 691-nucleotide messenger RNA. NCBI's taxonomy places the organism in Eukaryota, Viridiplantae, Streptophyta, Zygnematophyceae, Desmidiales, Closteriaceae. The record is from the annotation of a GenBank genome assembly.
CACCAUGGCUACCGCAAUGCUCGCCUCAGCGGCUGUGACGCUCCCCCUGCGCUCAACGGCGGCCAUCCCCGCCGCCCUCUCCUCCGCGUCCACCCGCGCCAUUCCCACAGCGCUCUAUGGCCGCAUCUCCGCUCCGCGCGCCGUUCCCCGUGCUCAACGCGCCCUGGUGCGCGCGCAGGCGAGCGAUGAGGGGAGCAGCACGGCGGAGAUCGCGGGGGCCGUGGGCGGGCUGAUCUCCGUGCCCGUGGUGGCGUGGUCGCUCUUCACCCUCAAGACCACCGGCUGCGGGCUGCCCCCGGGGCCGGGCGGCAGUUUGGGCGCGCUGGAGGGCGUGGCGUACCUCGCUAUAGUGGGUCUCGUGGGGUGGUCGGCGUACACCAAGGCGACCACGGGCAAGGGGCUGCCCAACGGGCCGUACGGGCUGCUGGGCGCGGCGGAGGGGCUGGCGUACCUGACGCUGGUGGCGGCCGUGGUGGUGUUCGGGCUGCAGCUGCUGGACUACGGCUACAUCCCCCCGCCCGUGCCCGGCGAACAGUGCUUCGGCUGACCAGCACCAGAGGACGCGCAGGGGGGAGAAGGGAGGGUGUAGGCACAGCACGGAGCUGGUACUGCAUGCUUCCUUGUCGCCUGGACGCUUGCUCUUAGGGCUAAUGUGACACUGCCUCGUCCAGUUGACUUGAGCUCUUUGUGC